CAUAGCCCAUAGCCAUAGCCACAGCCACAAGCAUGUUUGCCUAGUAUAUAACCCCCUUCCCCCCCCCCCUUCCACAUAGCCUUCUUCUCUUCUUUCUCUCUUGUUGCAACGUAUACAUACAUUCAUUACACACUCUCUCUCACAAUACCCAACAACACAUACACCCCCCCACACACCUACCCGCUACAAUGGAUUUCCUCAAGAAGGCCGCUGGAGAGCUCCAGGGCAACAAGAACGCUGCUGCUGGUGGUUCCGCCCCGGCUGCUACUGAUGGAUCAGCACCCGCUGCUGGUGCGUCUACUGGACAGCAACAGGAUUACGGAGAUAAGGCUUUCGCAGCCAUCUCCCAGAAGACCGGCCACACCUUCUCCGCCGACCAGAGCGAGAAGAUCACUGAUGGCCUCCGUGGCGCAUACGAGAAGGCGACGGGGAACAAGGUUGAUCCUAAGUACUCCAACUAG
This is a messenger RNA of Pseudogymnoascus verrucosus, 461 nucleotides long. RefSeq lists its product as uncharacterized. The record is from RefSeq and is a predicted model, not a curated record. The coding region runs from base 189 to 461 and encodes 90 amino acids. NCBI's taxonomy places the organism in Eukaryota, Fungi, Ascomycota, Leotiomycetes, Thelebolales, Thelebolaceae. The transcript has 2 exons.